AUGGAUGCUGAAUUACAGUUUACUAUUGAGGGCACAGUAAAAGGACAUACAUUAUUUUCUCUUGUUUGUCAAACAAUUGGUCUAAGAGAACAUUGGUAUUUUGGUCUAAAAUUUCUUGAUAAAAUUUCUAAUGAAUGGACAUGGUUACAAAUGAAUAGAACAAUACUUUCUCAACCAAUACAAAUUCAAUCGAGUAUAAUUUCAUCUAAAAGACCUGAAUCACCAAAUUCAACAGACAAUUUAAAACCUCAUCUUCUUCGUUCUCCACCAACAUCACCAUCUACAUCAACAUUAAGUUUGCCAUUAUCAUCAUCAUCAGCUAGUGGUGGUCAACAAUCUAUAAAUAUAUUAGAAUUAUAUUUUGUUGUGAAAUUUUAUCCCGAAGAAAUUACUAAUGAACUUAUACAAGAUAUAACUCGACAUCUUUUUUAUCUUCAAGUUAAACAAGAUAUUCUUAAUAUGGAUAUUUAUUGUCCACCCGAUACAGCUGCUCAUCUUGCAUCACUUGCUCUUCAAGCAAAAUUUGGUGAUUAUGAUCAAAUAACUUCAUCAUCGGAAUCAUUAAAUUUAGAAAGUGAAGCUUUAUUACCAUUAUCUUGUUUUCAAAAAGUUGAAUUAUCUCGUUCGGAUUGGUUUGAUCGUAUAAUAGCUUUGUGGCGUACACAUGCAUCAUUAGCACGAGAAGAAUCUGAAAUGGCUUAUUUAAAACAUGCACAAGAUUUAGAUAUGUUUGGUUUAUCAUUUUUUGAAAUAUCAAAAAUGCAAGGUGGAAAUAAAUCAAAUUUAUCAUCACAACAACAACAAUCCGAUCAAUCAUCUAUUGCUACUGAACUUUGGCUUGGAAUUGAUUCAUUAGGAAUUCGUUUUUAUAAAAAAAAUAAAUUAAGACCAGAAGUUUUCUUUUCAUGGUCUGAUAUUAAAUCAGUUACAGCUCAUGAUAAAAAAGUUAUAUUAAAUAUGACCGGUGAUAAAAAUGCAACAUUUGCAUUUUAUUCUGGUAAAUCAUCUGUAAGCAAAGAGAUACUUGAUUUAGCAACUGGUAAUCAUGAAUUAUAUAUGAAACGUCGACGUGAACAAUCAAUUGAAAUACAACAAAUGAGAUAUUUUGAAGAACAACAACAAAAAGAAAAGCAUCGUACAUUUGCUCGAGAACGUCAAUUACGUUUACAAGCUGAAAAAGAACGUGAUGAAAUUGGACGUAAAUUUGAUGAAUAUCAACAACAAAUGAAAGAUAUUCAUGAUACAUUGCUUAAAUAUCAAGAAGCUGCUGAAUUAUUAGCACGUAAAGCACAUAUAAGUAGUGAAGAAGCUCGAUUACAAGCUGAAAAAGCACUAGAAAUUGAAACACAACUUGAACGAUGUAAAUAUGAAAUCAGUCGAAACGAAGAAGAAAAACGACUUUAUGCUCGACAAAUUAGUGAAUGUGAACAAAUUAUUUCUACAUUAGUAAAUGAUUCAGUAAAAAGCAAUACUGCUUAUUAUUCAUGUCGUUGUGGCGAAAUUUCUCUUCUUUCAUCAACUAUUGAACAACGUCGUAAAGAAGCAGAAGAAUUAAAAAUAGAAGUUGCAAAAUGGCGUGUAGCUGAAGCAGCUGCAAGAGAAAAAUUACUUUCAAUAACACAACUUAAUCAAUCAAUUGCUGUUACAAAUGCUGCAGCACAAGCUCAACAAAAUCUUGUUCAAUCAUCAUCAUCACCAAGAGCAUUAUCUCCACCACCAUAUCGACCAAUUCUUAGAAAUCAAGAAUCAAAUCAAAGUGAUGAACGAGCCUUGCUAAUUGAAAAACAAUCUAAACAAGCACAAUUAGCAUUACAAUUACAAGAUUUAAAAAAUGUUAUUCAAUCAAAGAAAAUAGAACAACGACAAACAUUUUUAGAUAAAGCUUAUGAAGAAAAUUUAGCUGUUGGAGAUAAUAAAUAUUCAACUAUACAAAAAGCAAGUUCGGGUACAGCUUCAAAACGUAUGGCUAUGUUACAAGAUUUGUAA
Molecule: messenger RNA, 1986 nt
Organism: Rotaria sordida
Lineage: Eukaryota; Metazoa; Rotifera; Eurotatoria; Philodinida; Philodinidae
Source: the annotation of a GenBank genome assembly